AUGAAAUGCCGAGGACCCGCUCCGUUUCUCUCGAAGCGCCACUUGCGACUUCUCUUGCGCACCUCUGCUCAGGGAAACCUGUCCGCCGCCCAGCUCAAGGUCGAGCUAAGCCUGCCGGUUUCCGUCCGCACCGUGCAGCGCAUUUUGGCCAAUUUCGAUUGGCUUGUGUACGCCAAGAUGGAAAACACGUUGCCGCUCACGGUCGCGGACAUGGGGGCGCAAAUCCUGGGCCAAGGACUUGCUGUUGUAUGA
Messenger RNA from Peronospora matthiolae, 252 nucleotides. NCBI's taxonomy places the organism in Eukaryota, Oomycota, Peronosporomycetes, Peronosporales, Peronosporaceae. The record is from the annotation of a GenBank genome assembly.